Messenger RNA from Lineus longissimus, 3876 nucleotides. Its product is annotated as poly(U)-binding-splicing factor PUF60-like. Gene Ontology annotation, molecular function: RNA binding. Gene Ontology annotation, cellular component: catalytic step 2 spliceosome; precatalytic spliceosome. Bases 282 to 1973 code for a protein of 563 amino acids. Gene Ontology annotation, biological process: regulation of alternative mRNA splicing, via spliceosome; mRNA splice site recognition; alternative mRNA splicing, via spliceosome. The record is from RefSeq and is a predicted model, not a curated record. NCBI's taxonomy places the organism in Eukaryota, Metazoa, Nemertea, Pilidiophora, Heteronemertea, Lineidae. The transcript has 15 exons.
CACGCAAGAUGGACAUGAUGGAUAUGACUAAUUUAUUGAACCCUACUUCCCAACAAAAUGGGGCCCUUGCACAGGCAAUGGCGUCUUUAGGCGGAAUGAAUGGGGAUUCAUCCAGCAAGAUGAUGAAGCUAUUAAUGGAUGGAUGAAGACGUUGGUUGCCAUGGCGCACCAUUUCACAAGCGAGAUUUCGAACAAAUGAGCGUGCAACUCUGCCGCAAUAACGGUGCGAUAAAUAAUUCCAAAAUGACGCAUGCCAGUUAUGGAUCUAGUACAACCACGUCAUGUCAGCCUGGUUACAUUCUGGCAUGCCGACGAUCAAAAGUCGUGCUCAACCCGAUGCGAGUUGUACCGUGGAUCAGUUGGGGCCAGUUAUCGAGGGGCCCGGUGCCAAGAAACAGGUCAAGCCUUACCAGUUGCCGAAGUUAUCAUCGACACAGCAGGAAACGAUCGCACGGGCGAGGAAGUAUGCAAUGGAACAAAGUAUCAAGAGUGUGUUGGUGAAGCAGACGAUUGCACACCAGCAGCAGCAAAUGUUGAACUUCCAAAACACGGUUCAGAGACAACAAGCUUUGGCACUCAUGUGCAGGAUUUAUGUUGGAAGCAUCAACUUUGAGAUUAAGGAGGACACGAUCAAACAAGCAUUCAUCCCGUUCGGCCCGAUAAAGAGUGUCAACUUAUCGUGGGAUCCUAACACAAACAAACAUAAAGGAUUUGCAUUUAUUGAGUACGAGCUUCCCGAGGCUGCCCAACUUGCUCUUGACCAGAUGAACGGCGUCAUGAUAGGAGGGAGGAAUAUUAAGGUUGGCCGUCCAAGCAAUAUGCCCCAAGCUCAGCCCAUCAUUGAACAGCUAGCGGUGGAAGCAAAGAACUUUAACAGGAUCUAUGUGUCAUCGAUUCAUCAUGAUCUCACAGAAACGGACAUACAGAGUGUUUUCGAAGCGUUUGGAAAAAUCACAUCGUGUGGUCUGGCGCAAGAUGCAUCAAAGCCUGGUAAACACAAGGGGUAUGGCUUCAUUGAGUACGACACUCCACAAGCUUCUCUUGACGCUGUCUCCUCCAUGAACUUGUUUGAUCUUGGUGGCCAGUACCUACGAGUUGGAAAGUGUAUCACGCCUCCAAAUGCUGGCCAGGCUCCUUCCGGCCCAGGUAGUAUGCCCACUGCUGCUGCAGUGGCUGCGGCAGCCGUCACCGCCAAGAUAACAGCAAUGGAUGCUGUGGCAAAUGUUGGUUCAUCCAACGAAACUGUCAAAAUGCCAAGUAAAUCUUCUUCACCUGUGAUACCCCCACCACCCCCACCUGUGCCGGUGGCCACCAAAUCGGCAACAAGCAGCCCGAAGCUGGGUGCCAUACCUCCUCCAGGUGUUGUAGAUAUCAAGUCGCUGGGUCCACCUGGAGUGGCCACACCGAGCACCAUCGGUGCGCCAGGAGUUGUUGUGCCUACAGUGUUAGGAGCACCAGGGGUCGUUACGCCCCAAUUAGGAGCCAUAUCGCAGCCAAUUCCAGUGUCUGCCAUUCCCCCGCCCCCCACGCCUGAACCUACCAAGGCCGAGAAACGUAAGAAAGAGCGAGAAGAGGAUGCUGCCCAAUCACUCGAUCAGCAGGAGAAUAUGAAGAUCAGUGGAAGUAAUGCUCGCCAUAUGGUCAUGCAGAAACUCAUGAGAAAGUCGAUGACGAAUCGGGUCAUGGUGCUAAGAAAUAUGGUUGGACCUGAAGAUCUAGAUGAUGAAUUAGAAACUGAAGUGACAGAGGAGUGUGGCAAGUUUGGAAACGUUGAACGGGUCAUCAUUUAUCAAGAAAAACAAGGAGAAGAAGAAGAUGCAGAAAUUAUCGUUAAAAUAUUUGUGGAAUUCACCGUCGAAAGAUCUGUUCAACUGGCCUGCAAUGCUCUAAACGGGCGGUUUUUUGGUGGAAGAAUUGUUCGGGCGGAGACAUAUGACGUGGACAUGUAUGAAGCAAACGACCUAUCAGGAUGAGCCAGUGUCAUCAAGCUGUAAAAAACUGUGAAAUCUUGUUAAAAACUGCCAAUAUGUACAAAUAUGAAUUGUUGUGCUUGGCUGGAGUUGUCCUCAAUGCAUCCCUUCCUGCAGUGUAUGUAUUGUGUUGUAGGGGGAACUCGGUGGCCUGGUGCAGUCAGUGUUCUCAGAUUUAUGUCAUCUCUAUGGUGGAAUCAGUGACUAUGAAAGUAGCUCGCACCACUUCCACAGAUGAACCACUUCCUAACGUUUGAGGCAGGCCAUGCUGUACAUAAUUGAAUAGUCUUACAUGACCGACAUUGUCCAAGUAUAACAACCAUCCCUUUUUGAGAUGUGUAUACUAUGUUGUUGAAAGGCCCAGCACCCAUGGGUGAGAGAUUGUUUCUCUGAGUAUCUUCUCUGCCAGUCGAGGGCUUUGUCCACAGAGCUUGGUAUCGUCACUGGUUUGGCUGAUGCACUGCAAUGUUUGACGCUGGCCAUACUGUACAUAAUGCAUACUUUGUCAUCGUUGUCUUGAUAUACAACCCAUUCGUUUCGGUGGCUGCUCGAAUCUCCUCUGUCACAGGUAGAUUUGGGACUGGGUCCUUGCUGAAGUUCAGUUUGAACUGCCCUCUCUACAGGGUAAUUUCAUGUCAAUUUUAUAUUGUAUUCUAGUAGUGGUCACAAACCUUUACCAAGUGAGGUUGGUGAGCUGGUGACAGAUGUUGCAGUGGGAGGUGUCCAGCAGUCAGUGGUUGUUUUCUUGGACAAGUGAAAGUUGGCUUGUUUGAACAACGAGACUGCUGUGACGACGCUCCCUCAUUUUGGGUCCAUCAUUCUGUUCUGGGAGUAGGAUCCUUUCUUUAUGGUAUUGGAUCUUCUGGUCUCUGCUGAUUGCAGCCUCCUCACUUGUUCAUGAAUUGAUGUCUGUGACCUCCAACAUGACUGGCACUGAUUUUGAAAUACCAUGAAAUUGUGUUGCAUGUUAUUUCCUUGAAAAAUGGUUUUUUUCUCAACCUUGGAGGAUUUUACCGGAUACUGGUUUUCAGAUAUUUAUUGGAUCUUGUGAUGUUGUCACUUCAUGUACAUACUUGGUAAUAAGCAAUACAUUUUAAUGCAAUUUUCAUUUUAAAUUUGAAUGGUCAGUGAUUUUAGUGCUUAAAUUUGUCAAAUUUUAAAAAUAGUAUUGGAAUUAAUCAAAAUAUUUCUUCAAUACUUGUAAUCCAUUUGGACUAAUGAAGGGCACUUGCAAAUGAACUGAAAAGUACUAAUAUUACUAUUAUCAAUAGAGAGGAGGUUUCUGGACCUGGUGUUUCUGUAGUUCUAAUGGUUUAAUCAUAUUGUCAGGACUAAUAUCUCCGUGGUUGAUGCUAUCUGUAACACAGUGUUGUAAAUCUGGAUAUGAGAACUCCAUGAUGACAAAGUCGAGGAUUUGUGGUUUCACCUUACACAGGUUAUCUCCUGUCCCCAUUCCCCAUUAAUGUUGUGAAUUCUAAAACACCUUUAUUACAAUGUUAAGUACAUGAGGCCUCGUUCUGACCGCAGUGGUUUUUGGUGUCACAGCCAGUACAGCUUGGGUUGUUCUAGAAUCUUAACCUGUUUAUGAAUUGAAUACAAAUGACUUCACAUCUCAAGGUGUUUUUGAAUGAAAAUUGCUAGCAAACUGGAGGUUUUUAGUUGUCUCACCAAAUGCUGUGCGAGAAGAGCUGUCAUUGGCUGAAACCCUCACCAAAAUGUCUUGGGUUUGGCUCACAUUAUGACUGCACAUCUGUGGUGUUCGGUGAGACAAUAUAUAAUGCCAUUUUGGUAUAAAAAAAAUCAUGUUCGUGGAUAUGAUUUGAUUGACAUUGAAUGUUAUGAAACUUGUAUGAUGUGUGUAGAUAAACGCUAUUUUGUAUUUAUACAACUUUGUUGUUUUCUAUGU